This is a messenger RNA of Apus apus (common swift), 1334 nucleotides long. RefSeq names its product protein EOLA1-like. The record is from RefSeq and is a predicted model, not a curated record. The transcript has 4 exons. Lineage: Eukaryota; Metazoa; Chordata; Aves; Apodiformes; Apodidae. The coding region runs from base 135 to 890 and encodes 251 amino acids.
UCCGCUCCCCGUCACGCACCUUCCCGCCGCGGCACCGAGCGGGGCGGCAGCGCGGCCCGCCGGCCCCGGGCGAGCGGAGGGAAGGGCGCGGACCUGUCGGCGCCAGGAAAUAAAGGCGUUCUGAGGCAAGGAAAAUGCUGACGUUUGGUUGCCUUUCCUUCCGACAACCCUAUGCAGGGUUAGUUUUAAACAAAGUCAAAACAGUAGAGACUCGCUGGACUCCUCUGCUAGCAGGCUACAAGAACUGCACCGUUGCUCUCCAUAUAGCUGUUAAGGACUGGGAAGAUGAAUCCUGGAGAGCAAUUCUUUUGGAUAGGCUUGGUAUGACACCAACACAAGUGCAAGAUUUGUUGGAUAAAGGCGAAAAGUUUGGCAGAGGAGUUAUUGCAGGAUUAAUUGACAUUGGAGAGACAUCACUAUACACAGAAACCUUACCUCCUGAAAAGAUUCUGGAGCUGGAAAACAAAGCUGUCCUCAGUAAUCUAGAAGAGAAAUAUUUGACUGUUGUUUCAAAUCCAAGGUGGCUCCUGGAACCAAUUCCAACCAGAGGGAGAAGAGGUGUGUGGCAGGUGAACAUCCCUGAAGAACUGAUCCCUUUGGAAGUGUCAAUGCCUUCAGGAAUGCUGGAGGAGGCCAGGCAGUUGUCAGAUGUCCUCACCUGGAAGCUGAUGGGGCUGGGGCUGCUGGAGCUGGCCAGGCUGUCAUCCUCCUCAGCAGCCUGGGACUGCAGAAGCCUCUGGGCCUCCUUGCUGUGCUGGUGCCGGAUAACUGGUGAGGCCAUGGACCAGUGGUUCUGUGUUUUCCCUGAGGCCAUUCUGCAGCUGUUGGACCAAGGCCUCCUUGUCCAGCCCGUGGCAGCACAGCCCACGCACGGUCGCACCUUCUACUGACAUCACCUGCCACCACUCUGCCUCAUGGAUCGCCUGCAGCUUCUGGCGCAGCCAGGGCAGCACAGGGUCAAUGAGAUGCUGGUGUUGCCAGAAAAGUGCCCCCAGACCUCGGGCAGGAGGCUGCUCACAGGAGCCCUGGCCUCUGUCCCCACAGCCUCCUGCUCAGCUGAGGACAGCAUCACCUGCAGAGAGGACACAGGGGACUCUGCAGGGCCACAGGGGCUGUGGGCUGGGAGCCCUGCCUGCCCUUCUGGCAACUGACGGCUGUGCAGGGAAUGUGAUGAGACUCCAGGCAGUCAUCUUCUCCCUGCAAAGAAAACUUGACUAUCGCUGCUUGGCAGUAAGCUGGAUGACCAUGUGCCUGAUGAGAACGUAGUUAUUUCCUUGUUUUGCUAGUACAUGUGGCUUUUGGUUUUGCAAUUAAACUGUAUUUAUCUCAACCCA